AUGUUGCUCGCUGAGGAUCCCGCAACGGUGAGUCUCUCUCUUUCCACGUUGUCUCCUUUCCUCGAAGACCCAAAGGAAGUCGUGAGCCAGAAAAGCAAGGCAGAGGAGGUGCUGACAAAAGAGCGGGAAACGCAGCUCAUCCACCACACCAUCAACAACUUCAACAUCCAGCCGGACAAGCAGGCCGUAGCGCGCGUGCACGAGUCACUCUCGACGCUGCAGCAGGCGCGCGACCUGCGCGUGCGCGACGCCGAGGCCUCGCUGCGCCGCCUCGCGCGCCAGCUCAAGACGCUCGCCGCGCAGCACGACGACGAGGUGCGCGCGGCCGCCGCCGCCGGCGACCACGCGUCGCUCAUCGCCACGCUCGACACGCGCAAGUUCCGCACCGCAAAGGCCGCCUCGGACGCCGAGAUGGAGGCCGAGCGCCUCGCGGGCCAGGCCGCCGACCUCGCCGCGCGCCUGCACGAGCUCGACCUGCAGGGCGUCGAGGGCGCCCCCGGUGCACACGACGCCGCCGCUUCCUCGUCGUCGGCCGUCGACGACGAGGUGUUGCUGCGCCUCAAGGUGUACCGCAGCCUUGGCAUCGACAUUGAGCGCGACGAGCGCGACGGCGAGUGGACGAGGGCCGUGGUGCGCAACGACCGCAAGGGCGACGUGCACGUGGUCAACAUGGACAAGAAGUUUUCGCGCUUCUUUUACGCGAAUUACUUUUGGCAGACGCUGUGA
Molecule: messenger RNA, 726 nt
Organism: Hirsutella rhossiliensis
Lineage: Eukaryota; Fungi; Ascomycota; Sordariomycetes; Hypocreales; Ophiocordycipitaceae
Product: spc24 subunit of ndc80 domain-containing protein
Exons: 1
Coding region: 1-726 (241 amino acids)
Source: RefSeq, a predicted model, not a curated record